Molecule: messenger RNA, 439 nt
Organism: Otolemur garnettii (small-eared galago)
Lineage: Eukaryota; Metazoa; Chordata; Mammalia; Primates; Galagidae
Gene: RPS8
Product: ribosomal protein S8
Exons: 4
Biological process (GO): translation; maturation of SSU-rRNA from tricistronic rRNA transcript (SSU-rRNA, 5.8S rRNA, LSU-rRNA)
Cellular component (GO): cytosolic small ribosomal subunit; ribosome
Molecular function (GO): structural constituent of ribosome
Source: RefSeq, a predicted model, not a curated record
ACAAACCGAACCGUGAGUCUUUGCGUUUUCUCUUUCCAGCCAGCGCCGAGCGAUGGGCAUCUCUCGGGACAACUGGCACAAGCGCCGCAAGACCGGGGGCAAGAGAAAGCCAUACCACAAGAAGCGGAAGUAUGAGUUGGGACGCCCCGCAGCUAACACUAAGAUUGGCCCCCGACGAAUACAUACCGUCCGUGUUCGAGGAGGUAACAAGAAAUACCGUGCCCUGAGGCUGGACGUUGGAAACUUCUCUUGGGGCUCAGAGUGUUGUACUAGGAAAACCAGGAUCAUUGAUGUUGUCUACAAUGCAUCUAAUAAUGAGCUGGUUCGUACCAAGACCUUGGUGAAGAACUGCAUUGUGCUUAUUGAUAGCACACCAUACCGACAGUGGUAUGAGUCCCACUAUGCACUGCCUCUGGGACGCAAGAAAGGAGCAAAGCUG